UUCCUCACAGCGAAGCAGAUAUCCCCAUCGAUGUCGAAACAGUGACGCCCACGCCUGUGCCGCUCUACGACAACCAGAAAGCCCGCAGUGUGAUGAACGAGUGUGAGCGCCAUGUGAUGUUUGCGCGCACGGAUGCUGAUGCUCCUCCUCCGCCAGAUGACUGGGAGGAACACGUGAACAGGACAGGUUGGACAAUGGCCCAGAACAAGCUCUUUAAUAAGAUUCACAAAGCACUGCAGUCUGACAGGCUGGCUCGGCUGGCCAACGAAGGGGCUUGCAAUGAGCCAGUCCUCAGGAGGAUAGCAGUGGACAAAUGUGCUCGGAGGGUCCGUCAAGCUCUGGCCAGUGUGAACUGGGACACCAAACUGAUCCAGUGGCUUCACACAACGUUAGUGGAGACCCUCAGUUUGCCAGUGUUGGCUGCUUACUUGGAUGCUCUGCAAACGCUUAAAGGAAAGAUCCCCACCCUGAUUGACAGGAUGCUGCUUUCGUCUACCACGAAGACAGGGGCAGCGGGUGCUGAGGCUCUGUCUCUGCUACUGAAGAGACCUUGGGACCCAGCAGUGGGUGUCUUGUCCCAUAAUAAACCAAGCAAAUUGCCUGGUUCUCCCCUCAUCCUGAUUGCUUCCUCCGGACCCUCCAACUCUAUGUUCCCCACUUCUCGACGGCACCGGUUCUGGCAGUCACAGCUUUCCUGCUUAGGAAAGGUUUGUAUUACUGGUGAUUCCCGGCUGAACAACGGCAGCGGUGUGGGAGUGUUGCAGUGUCUUGAACACAUGAUCGGGGCAGUGAGAGGCAAAGUGGCGGAGAUUCACAACCACUUCUCGCACAAGCCGAUCAUCCUGAUCGGGUGGAACACAGGUGCCUUGGUGGCCUGUCAUGUUUCAGUGAUGGAGUACGUCACUGCAGUCGUGUGCCUUGGAUUCCCUCUUCUAACCGUGGAUGGACCCAGAGGGGACGUUGACGACCCCCUCCUGGAGAUGAAGACCCCUGUCCUCUUCGUGAUCGGUCAGAAUUCCCUGCAGUGUAACAUCGAAGCAAUGGAAGAUUUCCGUGAGAAAAUUCGAGCUGAUAACAGCAUGGUGGUGGUGGGAGGAGCAGAUGACAAUCUCAGGAUAAGCAAAGCCAAAAAGAAGUCAGAAGGCCUGACCCAGAGUAUGGUGGACAGGUGCAUCCAGGAUGAAAUAGCCGACUUCCUGACUGGAGUCCUUACCCGAGCGGAGAGCCACUCGGGCUCUGAUCCCCGUGACCUAGAUGCUGAGAAAAAGAAGAAGCCCCGGGACUCGACCAGGAGGGACCUGUCGUUUGACUUACCAGAAAGAACCAGCAGGCCUGCCUCGCCAGCAGCCAAAGUGCCUGCGUCGCCUUCGGGCUCGGAGGACCUAUCCAGUGUCUCCAGCAGCCCCACUUCAAGCCCCAAGACUAAAAUGGCUGCUGUGUCCUCCAUCCAGAAGCCCAGCCAGAUUAGCACCACACAGCUGCUGAAGAGGCAGGUCCCGAGGACGGACACGAUCCUGACGCACAAGCAGGCACAAGCUCAGUUUGCUGCUUUUCUGAAACAAAACAUGCUGGUGAGGAAAGCUCUUCCUCCUGGCACCUCUUCAUGUCUCUUUGUUCCAGUCUCCUCCGAGCCCUCGGAAGGGGCUGAGAAAGAUGAUGUGCGUAUGCAGCUGAAGAGGCACCAGACCCCCAGCCCGACCCAGUGCAGCAAAUCCUCCAAACGAGCCAAAAUCAAGGUGACCAUUGUCUCCCACGGAGAUGCUGCUGGCGUGGGGAACGGAGCGCCCCUCACCACCCAGCCAGAAAUCGUUGCCGGAAAGCCCAUCCCCGUGGCUGUUGGCCAGUCUGUGUCGGGUGCAAAGGAGCUGUCGGGCCUGCUCGCCACCCCCAAGUUGAGUUCGGCAACGGAAACCUCCUCCUGUAGUCCUGCCCCGUCUGCUGUGAUCCCCAGCAGCACGACGCCCAGUGCUUUCCAUGCCCUGCAGAGCAGGCUGGUGGCCAGCAGCGCCCACUGCAUGCAGGCCCAGCCGGCCAGUACCCUCCAAGGAGCAGCAUCUGCCAGUAGCCUGCUGCAAGGCCUGAGCUUCAGCCUGCAGGACAUCGGGACCAAGUCACCAGGCCUUCCUGCCAGCGUGGCUGCUGCUGGGCCGCCCGUGCAGACCUCAGCUGUGAAGACACCCGCGCCCAUCCAAAACCUGAGUGCCAUUACCACAGGCACUGGCACAAUUGUCCGCACCAUCCCGGUUGCCACCUCUUUGUCUCUGGGAGCCUCAGCAAGUGGGAAGCCCACAGCCAUUCACCAGCUGCUGACAAACGGGGGACUGGCGAAGCUAGCCAGCAGUCUCCCUGGCUUGGCUCAGAUCUCCAACCAGGCAGCAGGCUUGAAGGCCCCAACGACCAUUACUGUGACGCUGCGCGGGCAGCCCAGCCGAGUGACCACGCUUAGCCAGGCUGCGAUGGGGUCUAUCCAACCUCAGCUCGAGGAACAGCCGAUGCAGACACAAGCGCCUCAGGCUCCAGACGGCGCAGUUGGGAACUUGGCCGCCCCAGCUUCCAGUGCCGCCUCUCCUGGACGUCUCCUCCCCACGCGAGGGGACUUUUCUGGGGAGAGGUCAGGCUCUGCCCGUGGCCGUGGAAGCGCUGGGGUUUGUUUUGGGGUCUCGUUCUGGAGAACGAAUGAGGCAAUUUCCGCGUUCAGCCUGAAACCCUGCGAUGCCGCUGGGGGCUGCAGCCCAGGGCGGGCACCCACGUCCCCCGCAGCCGCUGACCGCUCUCUCCCCUUCUGCGCAGUGACCACCACCAGUCCCAUGAAGACGCUGUACGUCAUGUCGGACGCCAAGCUGUCUGCACUUACCAAGUCUGUGAUGGGUGAGGCUACCUCUGUCCCCCUCAAGCUGCCGGGCAUCCAGCCUUCCUCCUCCUCUUCCUCGUCUUCUGCCAGCUCUCCCACUGGUGCCGUCACCUUCGCUACCUCCCCCCUGGCCAGUGCCCCCAGCCCUCCCAGCAGCCUGGUGCACUCGAAGGUGGGACCCGUCCUGCAGACCGCUUCCAAGACCGUCAUCCUGACCUCGACGCUGGCCGCGGUGAAGGGCGACGGGCCCCUGGGACACAUUGGGGAGAAGGUCGGUCUGACCAAGAGCGCCUCGGCCCUGGGCCAUGCUCUGGGCGCAGUGGAGACCCUGGGGAGGGUUCCCUCCGUGGUGGACGACGGGAGCACCAUCAUCCACACCAGAGAGACUCUGGCCAACAGACACUUGCUGCCCCAGGGUAUGCUGCCCGGAGGGGCCCGCACCACGCUCAUAAGCCCGGGUGCAGAGGAAGCCCAGCAGCUCUUGCCAGAGAAGACUUAA
Molecule: messenger RNA, 3350 nt
Organism: Struthio camelus australis
Lineage: Eukaryota; Metazoa; Chordata; Aves; Struthioniformes; Struthionidae
Source: RefSeq, a predicted model, not a curated record